This is a messenger RNA of Penicillium waksmanii, 708 nucleotides long. RefSeq names its product WSC domain-containing protein. The transcript has 2 exons. Bases 1 to 708 code for a protein of 235 amino acids. Gene Ontology annotation, cellular component: plasma membrane. Lineage: Eukaryota; Fungi; Ascomycota; Eurotiomycetes; Eurotiales; Aspergillaceae. The record is from RefSeq and is a predicted model, not a curated record.
AUGCAUUCUCAAUAUCUCUCUGCCCUCGCGCUCGCUUUGCCGGUCGUUGCGGGCUAUACUUCGACACUUGGCUGCUACUCCAAGGUUCCCGCACUGACGAGCCAGACCGUGUAUAUCUACCAGAACUAUGGCUAUUGCACAGAUAAAUGCUCCGAGGGCGGAUACCGCGUUGCCGCCUUGAGCUCCGGCAAGAAGUGCGCCUGCUCUAACGAGCUCCCCGACGAUUCCGCAAAGGUGGAUGCUGAUAAGUGCAAUGUGACUUGCGAAGGGUGGCCUGAGGAUAACUGCGGCGGUAACGGAUUCUACACCGUUCUCAGCACGGGUGAUUACUCCAGCUCCAACUCGGACUCGGCCUCGGACUCGGACUCGGAAUCCAACUCAGCUUCGACAGACACCAUCAUCAUGGCUGCUGCAACCUCUACCACCUCUUCUCCCUCCACCGCUGGCGGCGGAAUCGUUGUCGCACCCACAAACAUCAACGAGUCCAACGUACCCACCAACAUCCUGACCGCACCGGCAUCUAUGGUCUCCAAGGCUAGCGCUAGCGCCUCGGCCAUUGCCACCGCAAAUGCAAAAGUCACCUCUGCCCCUGGCAUCGUUGCCGCGAACCCGAGCUCUACACCUUCCUCUACCCCCAAUGCCGCCGCCACUCUCCGCGCUGGCCCCAUCGCCGGUGCUUUCGUUGCUGGCCUUGGUCUGCUUCUGUAA